AUGAUCGUCACCACAUGUCACACUUGUAGCGAAAGCAAGACGCGCAAGAUGACAAGCUCAUGUAUUUCGACCGGUGCCAAAAAGCCACAAGUGAUUUUUGUGUUCAGCGGAAAAAGGAAGACGGGAAAAGAUUUUAUCACAGAUCUCCUGCGAAAUAGACUAAAAGAUGAGAGAUGUGCCAUUCUGAGGCUUUCAGGGCCUCUUAAGGAGCAGUAUGCAAAGGAUCGUGACUUGGACUUUCAAAAACUACUGGAUGCAUCAUCGUACAAGGAGAAAUAUCGUGCUGACAUGAUUGUCUGGGGAGAAGAAAAACGCAAACAAGAUCCUGGUUAUUUUUGUCGAUUGGCCACAAGUGGGAAGGGAUCCGAAAAACCAGUGUGGAUUAUCAGUGAUGCACGACGAAAAACAGAUGUUGAUUAUUUCCGAGAGCAUUAUCCCAAAGAAACAGUCACAGUUCGAAUCACUGCUGAUCUUGCUGUGAGAGAAAAAAGAGAUUUUGUUUUUACUGCUGGUAUUGAUGACGCGGAGUCCGAAUGUGGAUUAGAUGAAGGUGUGGAAUGGGAUGAGAUCAUAAAGAACAAUGGAGGACAAAGUGACUUGGAUCAACACUUAGACAAACUUGUUCAGAAAUGGUGUUCAUGAUAAAUAUUCCCUUUGAUAGGAACUAAUUUAUAAAUAUUAUUAACUCACCUAUGUGACGUAAGGAGAGGUAUUGUGGGACUGGGAAAAGUGUUAGUGUGUCCAGUUAAGCUUGCGUUUUUUUUUUUAAUCCCCUGUAUAAUGUUCUCUUAUACACUGAUAGAAGGUUAAAGUUUUUUUUUCUAUUUAUGUGCUGCUCUCUCUCUCACAUGAAUUGAAGAUUAAGCUUUUCUUAUCUCCCUAGUCUACGGUAUUGUAUGUAAAUGUCAUCUUCAGAUGGAAGUUUAAACUUUUUUUAGGUUUAACUCCUGUAUAUUGGGCUCUCCUACAUGGAUUGAAGAUUAUUUUUUUUUAGAUAGGGCCUACUGUUGGAAGGUUGAACUUUUUUUAUUUGUUUUGAUUUAGUAGCUUUGUGAAUGACUUUCAGUGUGAAAAUUUACACGUUAUAUGAACUCCACUUUGUUUUCUAUCUAAAAACCUUCCAUACCGGGCUACAGUUUCCAGUACACAGUGUUUCUGUGACUACUUUUUUCGAAAUUUCCCAAGUUUUAUCUAUAUGUUGUAAUCAAGAAGACUUUUAUGUAGGGCUACAUAUUUUGUGCACAGGCCUGCAGACAGGAAGGAGAACAAGAAAGGCCUUGAUAACCAGAUUCCACUGACAAUUUUACCAGAUUUGUCAUUGUUUUCAGCUUGCCUGUACAAAGAAAGGAGAGGUACUAUAAUAGCAUUCAAAGAAACACUUUCAGGUUAUUUUUUAAUAGCUAACAGUUGAGAAUGUGUGUGGUGCUUGCGACUUUACAUCAACCAUGUCAGCAUGGUAGGUAACUGCAUUCAGAUGUUACCUUUUCACCCAAGUAUUGAUAUAUUUCAUGUUCAUAGUUUCAUUAGGCAACUAUUGAUGCAGAUAAAUGUGGUCUUUUGUUUCUCUGUGGCGUACCCAUCUCAAAAUGGAAGGGGCUGGAAAAUAUGUGCACUUUACUAUGACCUCUAACCCUAAUAAUACGUACUCGAGCGAGUUUGUGCUCAAACUGACCACAAGAAGGUUUUUUUUUCAUAUCAUAGCUGAACAUUUUCUCAGGCAUUCACAGGGUUACAUUUGCCGAAUGCAGUUCGUGAUUUGCAUACAAAGACUAUUUACCACCAUGACGUUUUUUACCAAUGCAUCGAUUUACAGCCCUUAAACAUACGUCACUACUCUGCAAUCUUUAUGUAUACAUUAAACAGUCGCAUGUAAUUUUGUCAUAAUUUUGGCUUUUCUUGUUGAUUUUAUGGCAAGAUUUUAGUGCUAAUUAGAGAAUAACAUUUGUGUAUGUCAUUACCAUUCAACUUCAUUUGGGUUUAGAGAAAAGUAUUUAAAUGUACAUGUACCUCACGUGAGCAUUAUGAAGUUUUAUGAACUGGUCAAUCAGGCGAGCUAUACCACUGUUCUUUUAUGACAGAGUUGUGAUGAAGUUAAAGAUGCCAUGCUCACUUUGUAAAAUAUGUUGUUAAAUUGGAUGAGAUAAAAACACUGUAUGGGACCCAUGUCAAUAAAACGAUAUUGGCACAUAUAUG
Molecule: messenger RNA, 2193 nt
Organism: Liolophura sinensis
Lineage: Eukaryota; Metazoa; Mollusca; Polyplacophora; Chitonida; Chitonidae
Product: phosphomevalonate kinase-like
Exons: 4
Coding region: 1-642 (213 amino acids)
Biological process (GO): cholesterol biosynthetic process; isopentenyl diphosphate biosynthetic process, mevalonate pathway
Cellular component (GO): cytoplasm
Molecular function (GO): phosphomevalonate kinase activity
Source: RefSeq, a predicted model, not a curated record